Paramecium octaurelia is the source of this 716-nucleotide messenger RNA. Lineage: Eukaryota; Ciliophora; Oligohymenophorea; Peniculida; Parameciidae. The record is from the annotation of a GenBank genome assembly.
AUGUAAGUAAAUUACGAAGCAAUCAUUGAUGGUAACUUGUUUAUUAAUUGAGUAGAAGCUAAAAACAAAAUGAUGAAAUGGUAAGAAAUAAAUGAACAAAACAUGUGGGAAUUGUUUUCAAAUAAGGAAGGGUAUGUGGUGUACACUAAGAAGAAUCCAGAAAAUGGAAUCAAUAUGAAUAGAUCCCAAACUGAAAUUGCCAGAACACCUGAGUAAAUUUUAGAUUUAGUGGCUGAUGUAAAUAAAAGGCCUUUGUAUGAUGAAAAAGUGGAAACAGUAAAUUUUUAAUUUGAUGUUAUUAGGCUCAUGUUAUUGAAUAAAUUGAUGCUAAUACAAGAAUUAUUUAUGUGAGAAUCAAACCUCCCAUUCCAUUUAUGAGCAGCAGAGAUUUAGUUAUGGUUCAAAAGGUUUAUAAAUAGAAUGAUGGAGUUUACAUUGUUUGCUGUACUCAAUAUUAUAAUAUAAUUAGCUAAAUCAAUUAUUCAUUAAAAAACCCCACCAAUUAAUAAAGUAGAAAGGGCAGAAAUGCAUUUAAGUGGCUGGAUUAUAAUACCAUAACCAAAUCAAAUGACCAAGAUUGUGACCAUCUAAUGUUUCGAUCCACGUGGAGAUGUCCCUACAUCAGUAACUAAUCAAUAUGCUAAACUUCAAACAGACAUGAUGAAGGCUGCGAUCAAAUAUAUUGCACUGAAUUACAAAUGAUUCACAUAUUAAGU